Molecule: messenger RNA, 2528 nt
Organism: Andrographis paniculata
Lineage: Eukaryota; Viridiplantae; Streptophyta; Magnoliopsida; Lamiales; Acanthaceae
Product: cyclin-T1-3-like
Exons: 8
Coding region: 291-2009 (572 amino acids)
Biological process (GO): regulation of transcription by RNA polymerase II; positive regulation of DNA-templated transcription, elongation
Cellular component (GO): cyclin/CDK positive transcription elongation factor complex; nucleus
Molecular function (GO): cyclin-dependent protein serine/threonine kinase activator activity
Source: RefSeq, a predicted model, not a curated record
UGGUCCUAUCACAGCCCUCGCCGACCGCCUACGCUACCUCAUCGCAGGCCGCCCGCCCGCCGAGCUCCUCGAUUGCCACCGACUCUGCGAACCAAUUUCGUCGCCUCUCCGCCGCUUGCUUCUGAGGUUUCUUGAAUGCGCGCGAAUUUAGUUUCGAUAGAUGGUUUCUGAAGAUUAUUAUUAUUGUUUCGUUGUUUGUUUUUCGGGUAUCUAAAACAGUAAACCUAUUCAAACUUCAGACUCCCUUUUUGAUACUUUCGAAAAUCUUUGGUGGGAGAAGAGAACUGCAAAUGGCUAGCCUCUUGUCGGGUGAACCCUCCCACCAUGGGCCAUCCGGAGGAAAUUACAAGGCUUCUCAGGUAAAGCCAGAAGAAGGUGGUGGACGUUGGUAUUUCUCAAGGAAGGAAAUUGAAGAGAACUCUCCUUCUAGACAAGAUGGCAUUGAUUUGAAGAAAGAAACUUACCUGCGCAAAUCAUAUUGCACAUUUUUACAAGAUUUAGGCAUGAGACUUAAAGUGCCUCAAGUGACAAUAGCAACAGCUAUUAUAUUCUGUCACCGUUUCUUCCUUCGACAGUCCCAUGCGAAAAAUGAUAGGAGGACAAUUGCUACAGUUUGUAUGUUUCUAGCUGGUAAGGUUGAAGAAACACCUCGUCCUCUAAAAGAUGUCAUUCUUGUUUCGUAUGAGAUUAUUCAUAAAAAGGACCCUGCAGCUGUGCAAAGAAUCAAGCAGAAGGAGGUGUAUGAACAACAAAAAGAACUUGUUUUGCUGGGAGAAAGGGUUGUUCUUGUUACACUUGGUUUUGACCUCAAUAUACAGCAUCCAUACAAGCCACUUGUUGAGGCAAUUAAAAAGUUUCAGGUUGCUCAAAAUGCACUUGCUCAAGUUGCAUGGAAUUUUGUCAAUGAUGGGCUUCGAACAUCUCUGUGCUUGCAAUUUAAGCCCCACCACAUUGCAGCAGGUGCUAUAUUCCUAGCUGCCAAGUUUCUUAAAGUAAAGCUUCCAUCUGAUGGUGAGAAGGUUUGGUGGCAGGAGUUUGAUGUCACCCCACGCCAAUUGGAGGAGGUCAGCAACCAGAUGUUAGAAUUGUACGAACAAAACAAAAAUCCACAAUCCCAGGCCAGUGAAGCUGAAGGGAGUGCUGGAGGUAGUCAGAGACCUUUUACAAAAGGCCCCGGCAACGAAGAACACGCCACUGGUUAUAGUUCUUCCCAUGGUGGUGCUUCUUCAAAGGCAUCAUCUUCCAAGCCAGCACCAUCAAAGCCAGCUCCAGAUCCACAAGAUGCAAAUAAUCAUCACGGACCAUCCAGAACCUCCCAAGCGCGAAAUAAUGAUUAUGGCAGUGCUGAAACCAGUACCAAUCCUGAGCGUCGGGGAGAUGAUGAGUUUAAUGAUAUCCAACACCAUGGGAGAGAAGUGGCUCCUCUGAAGGGGAAUGCAGGGGAGAUCCAGAAUAGAUCGAAGUUAAUGGAAGGGCAUGGCAGUGAUGAUCAGGAGGGAACUGUUGUGCAGAUUGAACCAAGGGAUGCAGGGGAAAUGAAGGAUAAAUAUCAUGGCCGAAGUCUUAACAAGGAUAGUAAAGUCAGUCAGGCACCCCAUGAUGCUACAAAAAAAUUGGACAAAGAAAAGAUAAAAGCUGCUUUUGAACGGAGAAAGGCUCGUGGCGACAUAAAUAAAAUGGACCCCAUGGAUGAGCUUGAGAGGGAACUGGAGGAUGUUGAGGUGCCAGGUGAGAAUGAGAAGACCAAGCGCGAAAGGAAGCAAAGUUGGUCCAAGCCUUCGAAUAGGUCGGAGCAUGAGAACUCUCACCACACAAGAUAUGCCAAUGAAGGUAGAGAUGAUUUUGAUGCUGUGGAAGAAGGGGAAGUAGCACCAUCCGAGGAAGUAGACAGGGGAUAUCGAUCACCUCGAAAGAGAAAGCCGGGUAGCCCGUUGGAACGAAAUGGAUUGGGGAGGCCUGGAUAUUCUGAAAGAGACCACAAAAGGCAUCUGCAGGAGAAUCAUGUUUAACCUCUCUGUAUCCUGGACUAACUACUCGAACAGUUCAUAUGCAUUUAUGUGUUAUAUCUAUUGGUGAUCUCAGUUCUGCAUCGGUUGGGAAAUUGAAGAGAGAAUACAAAAUAAAUCUGUCGAAGUUUAACAAGAAUGCUGUUAUAUUAGACCAGAGUGAUGACAGCUGGUAGUUCGGGUUUGCUGUUUGCGGUUUGCCUAUUUUGACUGGGAUCUGAAGCUUAUGUUGAGGAACCAGGUAAGAUGUUUAUGUAAGUUGUCUUGGCCGUAAUUUGUAUGAAUAGAGAAAAAGCUAAAGAGAGGAUGCAAGGAAAAAGGGAACAAAAAAUCAACUAAAAGAAAAUUCAAGUUUUGAACAGGUUUGUGACAUUUUAAACAAGCAUUACCUGUUGUCAUUUGGAAUUCAUAACCCUUUUUAAUGAUACCGUGGUGAUUGUCUUAAAUUUAACUGCAGAACAUCGAUCCCUUUAGUUGUGGUUGUGUUUUCAUUAAUUAUGUUGGAUAAUUUUUGUCGCUACU